GAGGGAGAGAGAGAGAGAGGGAGAGAGAGAGAAAAGACUUUUUUUUUAGAUCUGCUGUGUUUGCGUGUGAGCUUUCAAGCUCAUUCUUAAAUACAUUCACGAGUUCUUCAAUGUGAAAACCUCUCUGACCCGAAAAUAUCCUCAUAUCUUCACUGGGUUGGACUUGCAUUGUCACUAUUGUGUCAAGUCGGUUUUUAUUAUAAUCUCUUUGUGUUGAUACGUGUUUUGAGCUUCCCAUUUUAUGAAUUAAAUUGGGUAUUUGCUAUAUAAGGUGCAGAAGAAUUGAUCUUGAGUCGAUUCCUGUUGGGGUUGUGUUAUUUUCAAGAUUGGUGUGCUGUAACAAAAGGAUUUGAUGGUUUUCCGGUAGCUUUGUCGGAGCUCAGAUGAGGUUGCAGAAAAUUAUUGUCUUAGCCCAGGGGAACCAUGAAGUAUUUUACUUGCAAAUGUGGAAUUUGAGCAUCAUAUUUACAUAGAGAGAGAAGGAGAUACAGGGAGAGAAAAUGUUCAAGUCGGCGAGAUGGAGGAGCGACAAGAACAAAAUCAAAGCUGUAUUUAAAUUGCAGUUUCAUGCAACUCAGCUAACACAGGUUGGAGCAGAUGCUUUGAUGAUAGCUGUGAUUCCCAAUGAUGUUGGAAAGCCAACAACAAGAUUAGAUAAAGCAAAAGUUAGAGAUGGAAGUUGUUACUGGGAAAAGCCACAUUAUGAAACUGUGAAGUUCACUCAAGAUCAAAAAACUGGAAAAUUCAAUGACAAAAUCUAUCGUUUUGUUGUAGCAACGGGUUCUUCGGUUUUUGGUGUUGUUGGAGAAGUUUCAAUUGAUUUUGCAAGUUAUGCUGAGGCUACAAAGCUUUCUUCUCUAUCUCUUCCUCUCAAAAAUACAAAAUCCACAAGUCUAUUGCAUAUAUCAAUUCAAAGGGUGCAAGAUCAAAGGGAUGUUGAUGUUAGUGAAAGCACGAAUGUUGAUAUAGAAGAAAGCAUCCGAGUUGAUCCUAUUGAAGAUCAUGGGGCUAUGAGUGAUAACAUUAACAGAGAUUGCAGGGCAUCCAUUGGAUCUGAUAUCACUCUGUCAUGUUCGGAUAGCAGCUCUGGACUUGACACCCCACGAGACCCUGAACCUAAAAACACUAAUAACAAAUCGGCUUGUGAAUCCUCAACAUCAACAAUCUAUGAAGAACAGCAUCGAAAAUCAUCAUCACAAUGGGAUUGGUUAGAGGCUUCACCUCAUGAAUUAAGUACCGAUGAUUCUUCUGUAAUAAGUCCAAGAGAAAUAUCUGAUGAAGAUUCUCCAGAUGCCAUAAUAAAAAAGCUCCAAGAAGAAGUUGCAGUUUUUGCUAGGCAAGCUGAUAUGUCAGAGAUGGAACUACAAACCCUUCGUAAGCAAAUUGUGAAAGAAAGCAAAAAGAGUCAAGAUCUUUCACGGGAAGUAGUUUUCCUUAAGGAGGAGUGUGGAAAGAUGAAGGCGUAUCAGAAACCCACAGAAGUCAAAGUCAAUGGUAAUUCAGGAGGGGAUCCAUGGGUUCUUGUUGAUGAGCUUAAACAAGAAUUGAAUUAUGAAAAGGAUUUGAAUUCCAAUCUUCGAUUACAACUUCAGAAAACUCAAGAAUCAAAUGCAGAGUUGAUUCUUGCUGUUCGGGACCUAGACGAGAUGCUAGAACAGAAAUCUUCCAUUGCUCCAAAGUCACAAGAAGUCAACUCUAAAUCCAAGACAGAUGAUGAUGAAGAUCAAAAGGCUUUAGAAGAGAUUGUUAGAGAACAUAGUGGCUUAAAAGAUGCAUAUUUACAGGAACAAAAGAUAAUCGAUCUUUAUAAUGAAAUAGAGUUAUACAAGAGAGAUAAAGAAGAGCUUGAAACACAAAUGGAACAGAUUGCACUCGAUUAUGAGAUCUUGAAGCAAGAAAACCAUGACAUGUCUUGCAAACUGGAACAAAGUCAACUUCAAGAACAGUUAAAGAUGCAAUACGAAUGUUCAUCUCCUUACGCCUCUGUAAACGAACUCGAAUCCCAGAUAGAUAAUUUAGACAAUGAGCUCAAAAUGAAAUCCAAAGAAUUGUUGAAAUCGAUUCUUACAAUCAAAGAACUUGAAACCCAUGUGAAGAAUCUUGAGGAAGAUUUGGAGAAUCAAGCUCUUGGGUUUGAGGCGGAUAUGGAAGAUCUUGUGCGUGCAAAAGUCGAACAGGAGCAGAGGGCGAUUCGGUCAGAGGAAAAUUUAAGAAAGGUGAAACUGCAGAAUGCUAAUACAGCAGGGAAACUUCAGGAGGAAUUUAGAAGGCUAUCAACAGAGAUGGCUUCGGCUUUUAAAGAAAACGAGAAUGCAGCCAUGAAAGCCAUGGAUGAAGCUUAUCAACUCCAGGUAGAAAAAAGACACCUUGAAGAGAUGCUGAAGGAAGUCCAAGAAGAGUUGCAGUAUGUUCGUGACCAAUAUGAAGACAAAUUGGUUGAUCUUUCAAACCAAAUAAACCUAAAGUCAAAACAAUUAAAAGAUAUGGAAGUACAGUUUGGGAAUCUUCAAGAUGAAAGAAAGAAUCUUGAAGAUGAGGUUCAUAUGGUAAAAAUGGAAGUGGAGAGCUUAAGAAAGGAGUUGAGUGAGGUGAGAAAUGUUAAGAAAGAUAAGGAGAAUGAAGUUGAAAGGCUACAAUCUGAGAUUGAACGUUUAAAAUCUCGAUGUAAUGAAAUGAAACAGUUUGUUAAAGAGUAUGAAUUGGAGAAAGGAAAUUUGAUGAAGAAGGUAUCUCAACUAAAUAAUGAUCUCAAGAAGAAAGAUGAAACAAUCAGCAGCAUUGAGAAAAAGCUCAAGGAUUGUAAUAGUAAUACCAAAACAACCCCUAGAAACAAUAAACCUGUUCCUGCUUCUCGUGGCCCAAAAGAGAUUACCAAUAAUAUGAAGGACAAAAUCAAACUAUUUGAGGGUCAAAUAAAGCUUAAAGAAACUGCAUUACAGCUUUCUGAAGCUUCUUUUCUAGAGAAAGAGAAAGAUCUUCAACAAAAAAUCCAAGAGUUGGAAAGACGAUUAGAGGUUCUUGAUCAAGACAUAAUAAGUGAUGAUGCCAUUAAAUCCAAGAUUAACAAGACUGGAAAUCAAGAAUUUUUUGAGACAUUAUCAAACAGAAACAAGUUGAUGGAAGUAGAAUUGAAGGAAAUGCAAGAAAGAUAUUCAGAAAUAAGUCUAAAGUUUGCAGAGGUAGAGGGUGAAAGGCAACAGCUUGUAAUGACUCUAAGAAACCUCAAAAACGCAAAGAAAUGUUAGCAAAAGGUAUACAUGGAUUAUCCUGCAUCAUACGAAAUAUGUAAAUUGGUAUAAAUGGUUUUCUUUCCUUCUUUUUCUUGUUCUUUUUUUUUCAAGGUUUUCUCUAAGAUAUUACAUGUACCAUGUAGAUUAGCAUGUUAAGCAUCCAAUAAUCAGUCCAUGAUUUUAUUCUACCUUGCAUUAAAUCUUGUGG
Lactuca virosa is the source of this 3438-nucleotide messenger RNA. Lineage: Eukaryota; Viridiplantae; Streptophyta; Magnoliopsida; Asterales; Asteraceae. The record is from the annotation of a GenBank genome assembly.